AGGAGUACAGAUCAUGGCACUUCUUAGUGGCUUUGCUGGGGUAUAUACAGAGAGGUUUCUUCCAUGGUUAUUCUUUCAUCACUGUUUGCAUGAUUCUAAAUCAUGUUCUCAGUAUAUUUGCAGUGGAAUUGCUGUAUCCAUGGUAAUGAAAUAUGCAGAUAACAUUGUAAAGGUAUAUUCGACUUCUGUGGCAAUGCUUCUGACUGCAAUUGUAUUGGUAUUCCUGUUUCGGUUUCAUCUCUCCCUUGCAUUCUUUCUUGGAUCUACAGUUGUUUCUGUCUCGAUAUACCUCCACUCCAUUAGCAAGCCACCAAAGUGAGUAGAGAUAUUGAAGAUAAUGAAUCUGGGGGGUCAGCUAAGUGGUAAAGAAUGUCUGAUACCACCUGGUAAUCUGGGGAUACAAUCUUCGCAGCAAGUUGCACCAGUGAUCUUUGUUUGGAAUCAGGCAAGAUGUUUCAGAGGAAGCGAAAGUUUUGGUUCAUGAGAGAAAACAUUUUCAUGCGCUGAUGAACUCCUUUCUCGAUGGUGCUGGCUUCAACAAGUUCUGCAUCACGGAAGUUACUCAUAUGCGGAUUUGCUGGAAAAAAAAAAAUUUCAAUACUUUGUGAUUUGCUCACACUCAAACUGUAGUGAUAUAUUAGCACUUCCAAUUUUUCCUCAUCGAAUGAAAUUGCAUUAUAGCAUUUCAGAUUAAAAAUUUCUACAUUUGUGAGCAAAUAUCAUUCGUAAGUCAGUGCUUUCCUAUUCA
Messenger RNA from Asparagus officinalis (garden asparagus), 748 nucleotides. RefSeq names its product CMP-sialic acid transporter 2-like. The transcript has 6 exons. Gene Ontology annotation, biological process: pyrimidine nucleotide-sugar transmembrane transport. Gene Ontology annotation, cellular component: Golgi membrane. The record is from RefSeq and is a predicted model, not a curated record. Lineage: Eukaryota; Viridiplantae; Streptophyta; Magnoliopsida; Asparagales; Asparagaceae. The coding region runs from base 14 to 319 and encodes 101 amino acids. Gene Ontology annotation, molecular function: pyrimidine nucleotide-sugar transmembrane transporter activity.